AUGCUUGUAGACUACGGCCUGGCUGUGCUGGAAGUCUUGGAAGAUGGAGAUUGCUUGGAGGCCAUUUUCGAGGUGCAAGCGCCUUCAAGAAUGGCCAAGGAGACGAUUCAGGAAGCUGGCGUCUCUGUGGGCGAUUUCAAGACCAUCAGAGUCUUGGGGACUGGUGCCUCCUGUCGAGUGGUGCAGGUUCAGCAUAAGCUUACAGGCAAGCAGUAUGCCGUAAAGGUGCUCAGUAAGCGCAAGCUGGUGACCCACGACAAGAAGCUGGAACGUGCCAUCGCUGAAAAGCGAGUGCUUUCAAGACUUUCACAUCCGUUCGUGGUGCAGAUGCACUGGGCCUUCCAGACGCAGGGACACCUCUUCUUAGUCUUGGACUACUGUUCAGGCGGAGAGCUGUUCUAUCAUUUGGACCGGCGCGGGCAGUUCUCUGAGAUGGACACCAGGUUCUAUAUCAGCGAGAUACUUUUGGGCCUCGAGUACCUUCACUCUCAGGGGAUCUUGUAUCGGGAUCUCAAGCCUGAGAAUUGCCUUCUGGAUUCUGGAGGACAUAUACGUCUCACAGAUUUCGGGCUGUCAAAGGAGAAUCUCACGCAGUCCGCUCUCUUCCAGUCCUUCGUAGGCACCGUGUUGUACUUGUCCCCCGAGAUGAUCCGACGAGAAGGUCAUGGCCUUGCGCUGGACUUCUACUGCUUGGGCUGCCUCUUGUAUGUGCUGCUCACUGGCAAGCUGCCACACUUCACUGGUGACGUGAACCAAAUGUGCGCCCGCCGGGCCAAGGGUGAGGCCUUCGAGGCCGGGUGGCUGGGUUGA
Durusdinium trenchii is the source of this 810-nucleotide messenger RNA. The record is from the annotation of a GenBank genome assembly. Lineage: Eukaryota; Dinophyceae; Suessiales; Symbiodiniaceae.